Oxyura jamaicensis (ruddy duck) is the source of this 1541-nucleotide messenger RNA. It is a transcript of the gene AQP5, whose product is annotated as aquaporin 5. Gene Ontology annotation, molecular function: water channel activity. Bases 126 to 923 code for a protein of 265 amino acids. Gene Ontology annotation, cellular component: plasma membrane; apical plasma membrane. The transcript is spliced from 4 exons. The record is from RefSeq and is a predicted model, not a curated record. Gene Ontology annotation, biological process: transmembrane transport. Lineage: Eukaryota; Metazoa; Chordata; Aves; Anseriformes; Anatidae.
AGCUCCCUGCUGCUGUUGCAUAUAUAGAUAGGUAUGGCCCUACAACUCGGUGCAGACAGAAGAGCCUGGAGACAGAGGAAACCUAAACUUUCUUCUUUGCUGGCUGCCCUCUACCCACUCCCACUAUGAAGAGGGAAAUAUUAACCUUGGCCUUUGCUCGAUCCGUCUUUGUCGAGUUCAUCUCCACGCUCAUCUUCGUCUUCAUCGGCCUCGGCUCGGCCCUGAAGUGGCCAUCUGCCCUCCCCAGCAUCCUGCAGAUCUCUCUGGCCUUCGGCCUGGCCAUCGGCACACUUGUGCAGGCGUUCGGCCACAUCAGCGGCGCCCACAUCAACCCCGCGGUGACCAUCGCCUUCUUUGUUGGGAACCAGAUCUCCUUCCUCCGGACGCUCUUCUACGUGAUCGCCCAGCUGGCUGGGGCCAUUGCCGGCGCUGGCAUCCUCUACGGCGUGACACCAGCCAACACCCGUGGCAACCUGGCCAUCAAUUCGCUCAACAACAACACAACCCCAGGCCAGGCCCUUGUGGUGGAGAUCAUCCUCACCUUCCAGCUGGCUGUGUGCAUCUUUGCGUCCACAGACAACCGGAGGAAUGGCAACGUGGGCUCCCCAGCACUGUCCAUCGGCCUCUCCGUCGCUGUCGGCCAUUUGGUGGGGAUCUACUUCACCGGCUGCUCCAUGAACCCAGCCAGGUCCUUUGGGCCCGCAGUCAUUGUCAGGAGGUUCAGCUCCGCACACUGGGUGUUCUGGGUUGGGCCCAUCCUUGGGGCUUGCUUGGCUGCUCUGCUGUACUUCUACAUCCUCGUCCCCUACUGCAUGAACAUGUCAGACAGGGUUGCCAUCGUCAAGGGCACCUACGAGUCAGAGGAGGAAUGGGAAGAGCAGAGAGAGGAGAGGAAGAAGUCCAUGGAGCUGACCCCACCAUAGGAGCAGAUGGGGAAAACAGGCAGAAGGAGGGGAGGACACCCCACACAUGGGCUCAUGUGUGCAUCAAAACCAGGAAUGAACACAUCCAGCUACAGUAGACUCUUAAGCAAAAGUCUUCUAACUCAAAGGCCAUCCAUGACUAAGAAAGAAGAGAACAUUGCAGUGUGUGUAUAUAAUCUCUCUACAUGAGCACGAGUGCUAGAAGCUCUCCUACCCUAACUGCAGCCAGCUAAGCCCAGUGAAGGAGUCUCAGCCCAGGACAGCCUUCCGUUGUGCUUUCACACCCACUCGGCUGCAUCCAUGCCCUUCUAGGUGUGAUAUUUGCACAAUUCAGAGAUGCCUGAGACCACACAUUUGGCCCACGCAGGAUUUCAGCCCUGCCUUCUGUGGCCCAGGGGAUGGAAACACCAGCAAAGAAGAACGACCAUUUUGGGCAGGUGGGUGCAGCAAAAUCCCCCUUUUUCUCCCCACCCAUUCUGCUCAUAGAUGCUCUUUCAUGCAUUAGCUGGUGCUGUUUAUUCAUGGCUGCAGAAAAAAUGCAUUUUUUUUUUGAUUUUUGUGUGAGUUCUUUGUAAUAUAGUUUAUUAUUUAUUGUGAAUAAAGGAAACUUAAAACACA